This is a messenger RNA of Spizellomyces punctatus DAOM BR117, 3054 nucleotides long. RefSeq names its product CAMK/CAMKL/LKB protein kinase. The transcript has 10 exons. Gene Ontology annotation, molecular function: protein serine/threonine kinase activity; ATP binding. Gene Ontology annotation, cellular component: cytoplasm. The record is from RefSeq and is a predicted model, not a curated record. Bases 363 to 2948 code for a protein of 861 amino acids. Gene Ontology annotation, biological process: intracellular signal transduction; protein phosphorylation. Lineage: Eukaryota; Fungi; Chytridiomycota; Chytridiomycetes; Spizellomycetales; Spizellomycetaceae.
AGCAGGGUUAACAACUAAUGCACUGACAUAAAGAGAGUGUACUGUUAAGAAGGAUCCAUAUAUUGGCAAGCGAAGUGUUGAGCUAUUCUCAGGAAAGGUUCUCUUUGAAAAUUUCCGGGGUAACGGGGCUUCUGAUCGCGACGAUACCCUUGAAGAAAAUACCUACCCAGUCUUACACUUUGGUGAUGAUUAUUCAAGAGAAUACGGGCCUUCAGUAACUUGGACUAUCACUACAAAAGUUCAGUCACCCUAACCUCAAAAACCCCACAUAGAAUCACCCGAAGCGGGGUAAAUACGCGCUUCCCCAAAAAACCAAAUAUAGCUUGCCUCAUCCCCAAGUCCGCACUGGUAGGACGCGAACGAUGGGAGAAGCGAACGAUGGGACUGCUGGCCACGCCCAUCGCAAGAUGGUUUCCCUCCCUACUAUUCUGGGAGGGCAGUCCUUUCGAUCCGAACAAGGACUCGUGUUGAAUCAAAAGGCGAUCCUCUCAGCACCGGAUAUUACCAGAGUGGAUUUUGUCAUUGCUGGACCUGGCAUCGGGACAACGAGAACUUCUUCGGUCUCUGAGACAGAUAGUCGACGGGAAGUCUCACAGACACAUGGCGGACAGCAUGGAUCCCGGAGCAACAACUCAUCCAGACGGCCCACAUUUCAGGGAAAAGCUGCAAUGGUCAACUCAGUCCAAAAGCGAAUGUCAGCUGUGGAUGUGAGCCAAUUAGGAAUAUUCAAAAGCAGUAGCGCUCGGUCCAGCGUCGUAUCCGAGGUUGCCGCCGCUCUUGCUGCGUCAAGUGAAUUUUCCGUUCCAAAUUCCGAGCGGCCCACCAUUCUUAUGUAUCCUCGUAAAGAGGUUCUAAUGACUUCGACCAGCUCUUUGACCAAAGGGUCUUCAAGACACGGAAGCGUCGCCUCCGUUAACACUAACAGGGUAGGAAGUAUGGGUAGGGUUGCUUCAUACAGCAACGUAAAGGGUGCAGCUGGCAUGCGCGCCGCUUCAACCAGCUUGAGGAGUGGAUUGUCAGUCAGCGCUAGUGUAGGAGCACUAGCAGCUAGCGCAAGCGCUCGAAGCUUGGCCAGUAAACGCGAAGCCCAAGACAAGAUAGGAUCGACUGGACGAGCAUUCCGACAUGCGUCAACAGGAUAUGUUUCCACUCCCUAUGGAUCCGCACCAGCUUCGGCAUCAAGUGGACUCGCCGCCGGCGGGUCAAAACGCUCGUCCCUUCGUCCACCAUCUGAAUCCGAUAUCCCCGAAGUCCCGGACGCUGAUAAAUAUCCUCAAGCUUUAGAGCAACCCUUGGAGGAUACACGAAUCCUCUCCACCGACGAAUCCCACCAUCAACCGCGUUCUCCUUCCCCAGGAAUAUUCGAAAGUCGACCCAUAUCUGUCGUUGGUGACAUUGACGAUAGCUAUCGGAAUAAUCCCGACUAUUAUGAAUACCUCAUGCUUUGUCAACGACACGCAAGCUCCAAUUUCAUACACAAGAUCGAUUCAUCGGAAGUAGUAUGGAAAAAUGAAGCGGCACAGGUGAAGAUGAUUGGGAGAUAUCUCCUUGGCGAUCAAAUUGGGAAAGGAUCGUUUGGAAAAGUCAAGGAAGGGCUAUGCUCCGAAACGCUUCAACGCGUUGCAGUCAAGAUUAUAAAUAAAAAGCGGUUGAGGAAGAUGCAGGGAGGUAUAGAGGGUGUUAUAAGAGAAAUCAAGCUCCUGCGUCGACUAAAGCACCGUAACACGAUAACUCUCAUCGACGUCUACUGCAAAGUAGAAGAUGAAGACAGCAACGUUGCAGUAUUCAACUGGUUUUCGACCAUUGAAGAAGAACCCAUUACCUGGCGCUUUGAGGAUGGAACCGCAGAUGAUCGUAGUGUGGAGAUUUUAAAGUGGUACCUGGUGUUUGAGUAUUGUCCUUGUUCGCUCCAGGUAUUGCUGGAGCAAUCCGACGGGAAUCGGUUGCCGGUUCCAAGGGCGCAUUGGUAUUUCGUACAACUUAUGGAAGGAUUGAGUUACCUUCAUUCUCAAGGAGUUAUACAUCGGGAUAUCAAACCAGGCAACAUGCUUAUCACACCCGACAACGUGCUGAAAAUAUCCGAUUUCGGGAUUGCCGAGCAAUUUUCGGGGUACGAUGGAUCACCAAUGAACGUAACGUCGUUUGCUGGGACCCAUCAGUUCCUUUCGCCUGAAAUUGCGGAAGGAGCUCUCUCGUUUUCUGGGGAAAAAGUGGACGUAUGGGCAUGUGGUAUCACACUAUACAACAUGCUAACAGGACGAUAUCCAUUUGAAUUCGACGAAGAUGGCAAUCUACUCGUACUAUACGAAAAGAUCAUGGCAGGGGAAUUUGACAUGCCAAGCGGGUUUGAUGACGAUCUAAAGGAUUUGCUUUAUGGCAUGCUUCGUAAAAACCCCGCACACCGCCUAACAACCGACCAAAUCCUCUCCCAUCCUUGGACACGCACCUUUUUUCACGAAUCCCUCAAACCCCCUCCACCCAUCCUAACUUACCCAACGCACGCAGAUCCCUCCACUCCCACCGAAUCAUCAAAAAGCACCCCAUCACCAACGAAAUCAAAGGACCAAAAGGAAAAGGAACAAGGGAACCAUCCUACCACGCAGUUUACGCCAUGCGAAACGACUUUAAUUCCGUAUUUGGAAGAAUUGUUUGCUGAUGAGAUUGAAGAGGAGUUGGAGCGGAUUGGAAAGGUGGAAGGAGGGAGUGAAACGAAUGUUGCCCAAUCGACAGCGUUCUCCGCAUGCCUUUCUUGGUGUUUCGCUUACGACGUUGAUCCCUCUGUGAUUGUUCCAGACGACGCAUCACCAAAUCCCCGCCAUCGUAAACGGAGACUAAAACAUUGGUUGAAACACAUGUUCAGGUCCAGAAAUGCUUUAUCCUCAUCAAAAAAAUCGAAUGAGGCUUUGAACACGCCGCCAAAUUCGCCGACUAAAGCCUCUGCUGCGUGAUUUUAUUUUGUGUAUUUUUUUAAUUGGGUUAUGUGAAUAUAGGAGUCGGCUUUUUGUUUUAGGGAUAUAUGAUCUUGUGUAUGAAAUUUGUGAAUGUGAUAUCGGG